CGUGGCCUCGCUCUCCGUUCUCUCUCAGUGCUGGCGUGGUUUCUGCUACAUCGAGGACUACUGUCUACCUCAGCAGUGUGUGUCCUUGUGAGUCGUGGGAGCAGGUUGGAGGGUAGAGUGAAGGGUUGUCUAACACAACCACCGCACCCUGGGACCUGCUUCAACCACAGAUGGAGGCCUCUGGUAUUAUAAGCUUUCAUCCUGUGUGGGCCAUACAUGCUGUUGUUGUCACUGUGCUGCAUUAGCCCCUUGGGAUCUAUGUUUCCACUUCUCCUUGUAUACUACAUACAUCUAGACACUGCUCUAUUCUUGUUUUUGUGAAAUUUCUUCCCCUGUGUGUUUGUGUGCAUGCAGGCGUGUGUUUCGAUUUGGAGUUCUUCACUAUCCUCUUUAAUUCCCCUUCUAAAACCUCAACCUUCCUGAAUACUACCGUCGUUACACUAUUAUACUACUGUCAGCAUGUUGUGUUCGUCGACCCGUCCCUCUUUCCUCUGUUUGACCUCCACCACCUUCUGCCUCAUAUUGUCACUCACCUCCUUCACCUUUAUCUCUCUCUCUAUCCCCCUUCUCCCUCUCUUUCUCACCCUUUUCUCUCUACAGGUCUCCCCCUUUCUCUUUCUUUACGUCUCCCCCUCUCUCUGUCUGUCUCUCUGUCUCUGUGGGGUUUGGUGGCGAUCCCAGAAUGCCUUGCUCCAUGCCAUCCCGCUAGGCGUGAGCAGCAUGGGUGGAGGCUGGGUGGGCAGAGAGAGCAGGGACAGGACGGAGGUGCUGACGGGUGGCGCUCCCUCUGCUUCAGAUGGCCGAAGACACUGAGAGCCCUAAGAUCAACCACAGCUUCCUGCGAGACUAUGUCACCGAAGCUGACGUCAUCUCCACAGUGGAAUUCAACCAGACAGGAGAGCUGCUGGCUACAGGAGAUAAGGGGGGGCGUGUGGUCAUCUUUCAAAGAGAGAGCGAGUCUAAAGGAGAGCUGGAGGAUUUGGGCGACAUUGGGGACUCCGGAGAGUACAACGUGUACAGCACCUUCCAGAGUCAUGAGCCUGACUUUGACUACCUGAAGAGCCUGGAGAUCGAGGAGAAGAUCAACAAGAUCAGAUGGCUACCUCAGCAGAAUGCUGCCCACUUCCUCCUGUCCACCAAUGAUAAGACCAUUAAACUGUGGAAGGUCAGCGAGAGAGACAAGAGGCCUGAAGGAUACAAUCUGAAAGAUGAGGAGGGGAGACUCAAGGACAUCUCUACUGUUACCUCCUUACAGGUUCCCGUGCUCAAACCCACAGACCUGAUGGUGGAGGUGCGCCCCAGGCGGGUGUUCUCAAACGGACACACCUACCAUGUCAACUCUAUCUCCGUCAACAGCGACGGCGAGACAUACCUCUCGGCCGACGACCUCCGCAUCAAUCUGUGGCACCUUGGCAUCACCGACCGCAGCUUCAACAUCGUGGACAUUAAGCCGGCCAACAUGGAGGAGCUGACGGAGGUGAUCACGUCAGCAGAGUUCCACCCGCACCACUGCCACAUGCUGGUGUACAGCAGCAGUAAGGGCACCCUGCGGCUGUGUGACAUGAGGGCCUCGGCCCUCUGCGACCAGCACUCCAAACUGUUUGAGGAGCCGGAGGAUCCAGGAAGCAGGAGCUUCUUCUCUGAGAUCAUCUCCUCGGUGUCGGACGUCAAGUUCAGCCACAACGGGCGCUACCUGCUGACCAGAGACUACCUGACCGCCAAGGUGUGGGACCUGAACAUGGACAAGGGCCCAGUGGAGACCUACCAGGUCCAUGAGUACCUGAGGAGUAAGCUGUGUUCCCUCUAUGAGAAUGACUGCAUCUUCGACAAGUUUGAGUGUGUGUGGAACAGUUCAGAUAGUGUGAUCAUGACCGGGGCGUACAACAGCUUCUUCCGAAUGCUGGACCGGGAGACGGGCCGGGGCGUGACCCUGGAGGCGUGGCGGGAGAGCAGUAAGCCGCGGGCCGUGCUGCGCACGCGGCGCGUCUACACGGGCGGAAAGCGGCGCCGCGGGGACGUCGGCGUGGACAGCCUGGACUUCACCAAGAAGAUCCUCCACAUGGCGUGGCACCCGUCUGAGAACAUCAUCGCCAUCGCCGCCACCAACAACCUGUACAUCUUUCAGGACCGCGUCAGCCCCGACGCACACACACAGUGACGCAAAAGACCGACCAAUGGACAGGGGCUGGGGGGAGGGGAGGAGAGUUUUAUGUAACAAAGACAAGGAACUUUGAGAUCUGGACCUACUGCUCUGGCUCAAAGGGAAGCCCUCAGUCUAGAAGAGGAUGAGGGAGGAAGGCUGUGGAGCAGUGACACACACACAAACAAACACACACACACACACACACACACACACACACACACACACACACACACACACACACACACACACACACACACACACACACACACACACACACAGUAUCUGAUGGAGGAGGAGCUCCUUAAAGUGUUAACGUAUUCUAAUCCUAAUCAGAUAUCAACGAUAUCCUUGGAUCUUAACAAUCACACUCCUCCUACAGAUAUUGAGCAAUCUAGCCUCUAACAACGAGCGGUGCAGGAACAUCUUCUGCUCCACUGAACUGGUAACUCUUGCGACAGACCAAAGGAUAUAUUGCAUAGCGAGGAAGGAGGCAUUCCACCACUAGAGCUGACAUUGCAGCCCCUCUUCGGAUGUGGAUGCAAGAAGCAGAUCCCUCCAACCAGUCUUAGGCAGAAUUAAAUGUUUUUUUUUCACAAUUGCAGAAUAUUUUAAGUGGUCUUACUGUGCAACUCUGAGUGGCAACAGUAUCAUACCCAUUGCUAAAUUUCUCCUUUUUAGAGCAGUGCUCUCGGAGAAACCAUGCAUAUGGCCAAUAAUAUAGGCCAUAUUCAAUUUGCAAUAAUAAUCGCACAUCCUAGAACACAAAUGUUGCCAUUUAUUUAUUCAUUUUGUGCUCCAAAACACAAGUAUCCCUUCCACAGAUAUAAAUGUAUUCACCCAUCACAUUGUUAACUGUAAAUACUUCUAUUGGUUUUUCUAACCGCAACCAAGUUUGGCUCAGGCGAGCUGGCUCGUAGGUGAGGCUAUUUAUGUAGUCCACUCUGCCUGGACCUCAUUCGACUAUUCUGGGACAGCAAUGUACUGAGUCUUAACAUGUUAACAUGUUAACAUGUUAACAUGUGCAGCACAUUAACUAUUGCUUUAUUGAAGAUGUUAGGUGUAUUUCAGAUGAUGAACCAGAGUUAUUUUAUAAUAUGCGACGAGAAACUGAUGGCCUAAACUGGUAGUUUAAGCCAUGUGUUUAAGUACAUUUGAGAAUGGUUCAAACAUAAAGUUAAGGUUAGAGUGCAGCCCACAUGUUUUAUUAAGAAGGAGGCCUCUGAUUUAGCGCUCUGACUUCUGCUGUUUAAGGAUGUUUUCAGAUUGUCAGAACAGCAGUUACAUUAUGCAUUGUUGCUGAGUAGUUAAUAUUAAUUUGGAACAGUGCCAUGCAAUUUAAAUGUGUCUUGUCAAUCUGUUACAACACAAGCACACAUGCUCCAGACAAGGCACUGUCAGUUUUUGGAUGUAAUUCAACCAGUGGAUGUCUGUAUCGAUCUGAAGGGAUUGGGUUUGAUUGUUUACAGUGAAGUGCUUUGUUUUUUAAGUGCUUUAAUAUCCUGAUCUGUUAUUAGGUCGGGUUCCAUAGCGGGUUGAAAAGACAAAUUUACUUCAAAUGCUUGUAGCCAUUUGCAUUACUUAUACAUAACGGUGGAGUCACUAAAAUUAAUCAUGUUGACCAAUGAUCAGUGCAGAAUAAUUACAUGUUGACCAUUAUCACUGCUGUAUUACUGGUCUAACAGUCUAUCCUACAUGUUAGUAUCUGUACCUCCAUACUAUGUCUGUACUGCAUAACACAGUCAAAUAACUACUUAAAAUCACUAGGGAAGACACUAACACUGCAUGACACUACAACAAUGAAUAAACAAUAACAACGAACACAGAAACCACAGCAACACAACUGAUCGACUGCAUCACAUGGCUUGUAGGCUCUUCCCCCUCUACCAGUAGGUAAGGGGUCAGAGCAGGUAGAUUGUCAUCACAUAGUGCCACACAACUUAACAAAUCUGUGGGAGAACUUGUGUUGAGGAGCACAGCAGCAGCUGCAUGUUGCUAUUAUUCAAUGCUACUAGCGUGUAAAUCCAUCAUUACUUUGAAAUAAGAAAAAAAGAUAUACUGAACACAAUAAUUGAUCAUUCAAAUGAGUUGGAUGAAAUGAAUGUGCAGUAAUAAUAUAUACCAUGAACAAAAA
This is a messenger RNA of Gadus macrocephalus (Pacific cod), 4274 nucleotides long. It is a transcript of the gene ppp2r2ca, whose product is annotated as protein phosphatase 2, regulatory subunit B, gamma a. Gene Ontology annotation, biological process: peptidyl-serine dephosphorylation. NCBI's taxonomy places the organism in Eukaryota, Metazoa, Chordata, Actinopteri, Gadiformes, Gadidae. Gene Ontology annotation, molecular function: protein phosphatase regulator activity; protein binding. Gene Ontology annotation, cellular component: cytosol; protein phosphatase type 2A complex. The record is from RefSeq and is a predicted model, not a curated record. Bases 797 to 2158 code for a protein of 453 amino acids. The transcript is spliced from 9 exons.